This is a messenger RNA of Cooperia oncophora, 315 nucleotides long. The record is from the annotation of a GenBank genome assembly. NCBI's taxonomy places the organism in Eukaryota, Metazoa, Nematoda, Chromadorea, Rhabditida, Trichostrongylidae.
AUGCAAUCGCGAAGGCGUCACAUCGAAAGAAAGCACCCCGAGAAAUUGAAUGACCUCGAAGUCGAUACGCAUGGUUAUGUGAAAGUUGUUACUCCUGCCCUACCGUAUGCGUGCGAUAUUUGCUCGAAGACCUUCGCUUCUCAUGCCUCCAUGAUUACACAUAAGAAAAGAAUUCAUGAAAAUAAGAAUAAUCAUGAGUGUACCACGUGUGGAAGGAGCUAUCCACUAGCCAGCGAGCUCCGAAAGCACAUAAAACGAGUACAUGAGAAGGAUUUGGACUACGUGAUAUCGCAGAAGGUGGCGCUGUCCGGCUAA